Molecule: messenger RNA, 1648 nt
Organism: Ananas comosus (pineapple)
Lineage: Eukaryota; Viridiplantae; Streptophyta; Magnoliopsida; Poales; Bromeliaceae
Product: zinc finger protein GIS2-like
Exons: 4
Coding region: 627-1364 (245 amino acids)
Molecular function (GO): zinc ion binding; nucleic acid binding
Source: RefSeq, a predicted model, not a curated record
GUCGGUGGAGGAGAAAAGGGGGCGAAGGCGAUUGGGAGGAGCGGGAGAAAACCCUAACCCUAGCUCGAACAUCAAAGAGUAGGAGUUCAUUUUGAAGGUGGUGAAAGACUCAUAUUUUAGGGGUACCUGCCGGGUUCUGACCAGUGGAUUGUUGGAUUCUAGUAGCGUAGGGCGUCUGGUUGGCUAUGGUACUCAGGGGUGCCUUUUCUGAUGUAGUAACAAGCAUGUUGAUGGAGCAAUGGUGGUGAAAGCUAGGGAAACUGUUUUGCAAGUUCUGUUAUUAUGCAUGGAUGGAGACUAUGGUAACCUUUUGUGGUUUAAAUAACUCCACCUGUGUAUUGACAAAGUAGCAUAGUUGAAGGCAAUUUUGUUAAAAAUUAAUGAAAUUGUGGAGUGGUGUAUAUUACUAAUCAAGCCUGGAAAGUAUGUUGACCUUGUUGGGCAAGCCAUCUGUUGUAGAGUUGGAAUUUGGGCUUUUUCUUAUUCGAAAGAAUGGUGGUUUGAUCCAGACUUAUGGAGGUGGUUUUGGGUGUGUUGGAUUUCUGGACAGGAAGGAAGGUGGUGUUGGUGGUGGUGGAGGUAGUUAUUUUGGUGGUGGCUAGAAGAUCGAGGAUAAAGGGUCAAAGAUGAGUCAAAGCAGCCGCAGCCCUCCAAGAGACCGUAGGAUCCGCACUGAGCGCCCGUCAUACCGAGAUGCACCAUACAGGAGGGAUGUUCGCCGAGGCUCCAGGGUAGUUGAUCUGUGCAAGAAUUGCAAGCGACCAGGCCAUUAUGCUAGAGAAUGCCCCAAUGUGGCUGUCUGCCAUAACUGUGGCCUUCCAGGGCACAUUGCAUCAGAGUGCACCACGAAGUCCCUGUGCUGGAACUGCAAGGAGCCGGGGCACACAGCCAGCAACUGCCCGAACGAGGGUAUCUGCCACACGUGCGGCAAGGCGGGUCACCGUGCAAAGGAGUGCCCGGCGCCCCCGUUGCCCCCGGGCGACGUGCGGCUCUGCAACAACUGCUAUAAGCAAGGCCACGUGGCGGCCGACUGCACCAAUGAUAAGGCCUGCAACAACUGUCGCAAGACUGGUCAUUUUGCUCGCGACUGCCCCAACGAGCCUGUUUGCAACCUCUGCAACAUUGCCGGCCACGUUGCCAGGCAGUGCCCCAAGGCCGACGUGCUCAGCUCCCAGAGGGGAAGCGGUGGUGCUGGUGGGGGCGGAUUCAGGGAUGUGGUGUGCCGGAGCUGCAACCAGGUGGGCCACAUGAGCAGGGACUGCAUGGUUCCCUUUAUGAUCUGCUACAACUGUGGAGGGAGGGGGCACUCCGCGUAUGAGUGCCCGUCCGGGAGGUUCAUGGACCGCGGCCCCCGCCGCUUCUGAAUGGGCUAAUGAAUCAAAGGCGGAGCUGCCACCACGCCAUUCAUUUUCGCUACUUUAGCCCUUUUUUUGGUUUUACGCGAGGAAAUUUGAUCUGGCAAGGCGAAAAAUCUGCUGUGGAGUUAAAUUUAUUAACCAGGUUUUCGCCUUAGUUAUCUGUUAUUCUGGUGAAGACGAUAUUUGUUUGGCGACUCUUUGGUUACUAGAUUUCCGUUGGGCAGGUGAGACAUUAUUAGGUAAAUCUUUUUGUGAGCUUCGUUUGUAUUUUAUAUAAAAAAUGGAUUACA